Molecule: messenger RNA, 3531 nt
Organism: Chiloscyllium plagiosum (whitespotted bambooshark)
Lineage: Eukaryota; Metazoa; Chordata; Chondrichthyes; Orectolobiformes; Hemiscylliidae
Gene: ripk1l
Product: receptor (TNFRSF)-interacting serine-threonine kinase 1, like
Biological process (GO): protein phosphorylation; signal transduction
Molecular function (GO): JUN kinase kinase kinase activity; protein binding; ATP binding
Source: RefSeq, a predicted model, not a curated record
AUAAAGAUCUAAGAGCCAUCUUCUGCGUCUUCAAUUCUACCGCAUGAGUUGUAUGACCCUUUGAUCGUUUCCUUAUAAAUUCUGCGUCUAAAGUCUUCCAGCCUCACUGGCACCUGAUGAAGCAGCGCUCCGAAAGCUGGUGUUUUCAGACAAACCCAAAAUGCACGAUAACCUGGUGUUGUGUGAUUUUUGACCAACAUUAUAGCGGCUCCACAUUAAGCUCGAGCUUGAUCUUGUGGCAGGGCAUUUCCCAAAUAGGCGGAGCUCCAAGUUUCUUGUUCAACACGGAAGAAGACGUAGGCAGGAAGGAACAACGGCGGCUAGAGCAAUGGAGCUGGUCUCCCUGGCACAGGCCGGACAGCUACAAUACUUCCCUCCUCAAAGAAGGGAAAAUGAUGAACGAGUUGAAUCAUGAUCGUAUCAUAAAGUUGAUUGGAGUUAUUUUGGAAGAUGGCAAUUACUCACUUGUUAUGGAAUUCAUGGAGAAUGGGAACCUGCUGCAGCUUUUACAAAGUGUACCUAUCCCAUUAUCCGUGAAAGGAAGAGUAAUCCUGGAAAUCAUUGAAGGAAUGUCUUAUUUGCAUGAAAUGCGUAUUGUGCACAAAGAUUUAAAACCUGAAAAUAUCUUGGUGGACGCAGAUUAUCAUAUCAAGAUAGCAGACCUAGGGGUGGCAAUUUUUAAAACCUGGAGUCGACUGACCACUGAAGAGCAAAGGAGAAGGAGCCAGAUGGGCUCAAAGUUGCAGAACAACGCAGGCACAUUGUCCUACCUAGCACCAGAACAUCUGCAUUCACUGAAUACCAAGGCCACGGACAAGUCUGACGUGUACAGUUUUGCCAUUGUAGUAUGGGUGAUCCUAACCAACAAAGAGCCAUAUGAAAAUGCACUGAACAAUUCGCAGGUUUGCCAGCUGGUUCUCCGUGGAGAACGGCCUGAUAUGAAUGAUAUUCCUGUUGACAGCCCCGAAUGCGUUGUUUCUUUAAUGAAGCAGUGUUGGGAAAAUGAGCCCGAGAAGAGGCUGACUUUUGUAGGUUGUGACUUGCAAUUCCGACCAUUCUAUGAAGGAAAUCUACUUCAAAUUAUUGGUCCAGAUUUGACAAAAUUAAGAGUAUUAUCGCUGAAGAAACCAACGGCUCCAAAGCAGCUAGUGAAAAGGAUGCAGUCUUUGCAAGUGGAUUGCGUUGCUGAAAUGCCAGAAACUCCGACAAAAGAUGAGCCAAAUUCCUUGCACAGCUCACAAGGUAUCCCUGCAAGCAGCGACACUCGAGAGGCAGAGUUUACACCUUGUAAGUUAAGCGAGCCUGCUGUGAAUGACCCUGACAGCGGUAUUUGGCAGGAAAAUGACAAUGACGACUUGCAGGUCAGAAGAAAACUAAAUGAGGAAUUGAAUUACCACAUGACGGGCAGUCGCCUGGACGCUUCCGUUUCUCCGCGUAAGAUUGAAGAGAUCUUUUUGGAAAGAAGCAAAAGAGUUUCCAAUGAGCCGGAUUUCACCAACCAGUUUCCUCUCAUGCCUCCCUCUCAUUAUCUGGCAGGCAUGUCCAGUGUGGGGCAGUCUGUAGACUUGUAUGGUUCCCAAGACUCAAACCUUUGUCAGCAGCUCCACAAAACGGGGGACACCUUGGGAACCUAUUUGAACUAUUCAAAACCUGUCAAGGAAGAAACCGGUUGGCGAGACGCAAGUAAAAUAAAUCCGUCAGGAAUUCCUACAGGACAGAGGGGGUCUCUGUACAGAACUCCAGCCCAUAUUCCUGUCACUGAGACUGGUAUCCCACAAACUGGAAAACCUGGUAUCUGGUCUCCACAUCAGCAUACAGGAAAUAAGAGUGAAUCCAGUAACUACAUUGGGAAUGUUCUUCAUAAUCUUCCAAAUCAGCUGGUGCGGACAGAAACCAACAAGAUCAGUUAUUUUGGCCAAGAAGGUACAGCGAACAUCUCCAUAGGCGAGGCUAGGGGAGUUCAGAUUGGCAACAAUAACACUAUGAAUAUUGGAAAACAGGUUUUCAACACGAAAAAAAAGAAUGGCUCCAAAGUUUCCAGGCAGAUACAAAGUGCUCAGCAAUUGAAUAUUGUCGACAACACUCCAGUUCAAGAAUCUCACCUGGACCUGCUGCGGGGAGAGUUGGGCAAAGAUUGGAAACACUGUGCUCGUAAGCUGGGCUUCAGAGAGUCCGAAAUCGACGAGAUUGAUCAUGAUUAUGAAAGGGACGGAUUGAAGGAGAAAGUUUACAAAAUGCUACACAAAUGGCAAAUGAAAGAAGGAUCCAAAGGUGCCAGCCUUGGCAAGCUUGCCCAAGCCCUUUCUUCAUGUCACAGAUAUGACCUGAUUCGCAGUUUGCAGAACUGCAUCUAAGUUUAUUCCGUUUGAAGGACAAUCAACAAAAAUCCUCCCACUCAUGUUCGAAAAUCCUGUGAAGUGCCUUCAGAUAUUUUUACUACAUUCAGGGUGUUAUAUAAGUGCUUAUUGCGGGAUGGCUGCUGGUAUGGUCAUGGAAUACAUUAAGACUUGCCUUGCUGGUUCAGUGUCAAAACCCUUGAAGGUAUUCAGCUUUUAAUAGCUCUUUGGAUCCUGAACUUUUACGGUGUUUGGCUUUGAUAUGGAGAAAUGGUGAAUAGUUUGAUCUAUUGUAUAGAGGUGGAAGUGUAUAUCAAGAAUGUGAAUGUCAUUUUGUAUUUGAGCAGUGGCCUGACCCAUGAAAAUAUGGGGAGGUGACACUCUGACUCAUCAUGGGCAGUGCAAAUUCUGGGCUGUUCAUCAAUGUUCGGUACUUACUGGCGUUUGAAGUUAGUGUGGGCCUGACUUUGAGCACAGCCUCUUCCCUCAGCCUACACAGGCCAGACGACAAGCAUCUUGACUCCACCCCCCCUCCAGGAUUGAGGUCUAAGCUGUGGGCUUCAUUGGCAGCAGCAGUCCUCAGGCCUAGACCUGGGAAUUGGGGGGAGAAGGAGUUGGCGUUAGUCCUGCUCCUGGUUUCACGGAUUUUUUUGAAAAAGUAAUCUAAAUUGUCAUCAGAACCAGAUUAUUAAAGCGUUAAAAAAUGAGCAGAAGUGGGUCUUUCAAUCCCUUUGCCAUUCAAUAAGGUCAUGGCUAUAAUUUCUGCUUCAGUGCCACUGGAGAAUCCUGCAUUGUUCAUCCAUGUCUGUUAUCGGACAAUCUGCGCUUUACUGGCGCACCAACAGGUUUUAGGUCUUGAGGAAUAUUUCCCUUUUAUAGACCCUUGACAGAUGAUCCCUGUGAAUUUAGUAAUGGGACAUAGCUAUUUUCUCAAUAGCUAGCCAAAGCACUUAUAACUACAAGUGUGCUGUCUCCUUACCCUUUCAUAAAUGACGCAAUGGGUAUGUCUCUCAUAUUCUGUCCCAUUUAUGAAAGGAAAAGAUUGCGUGUUAGCAGGAAACCUGCCCGUAGCAGUUUAAAGAUUAUUGUGUGGGAUAGCCAGGCCAAAAGGCUAUCUUGCUUUCUAGUUCUUCCUCCCCAACACAUUUUUCAAAAAAGAAAUUAAUUACUGUUAGGAAGUUCCAUGUCUUUCUUG